CUGAAGUAUAUAAUUGUCCCGUUCGAAAAGCUUUUAACGCCCCUCUACUCUUACAUCCAAUGCGAGAUGGAGGACGCGAGUUCGAAAUCCUUUCCCGCCAACGAACCAGAGCAGGACCUUUACACCAUACCAAGCUAUUCAAGCUGGUUCACCUGGGACGAAAUCCACGAAACCGAGAAACAGGCCCUGAAGGAGUUCUUUGAUGGCAGCUCCAUCUCAAGAACACCCAAGAUCUACAAGGAGUACAGGGAUUUCAUCAUCAACAAGUACAGGGAAGAGCCUUCGCGGCGGCUCACGUUUACGGAGGUUCGUAAGUACUUGAUCGGUGAUGUCUGUUUGAUUCACAAGGUGUUUCGGUUAUUGGAAAGAUGGGGAUUGAUUAAUUUUGGUGUGCCGACGGAGGAUUCGUCUGGUGAUGAGAAGUUGAAGGGCAGAUUGGAGGAUGGAGUGCCUAAUGGAAUUCGAGUGGUCUCUGUUCCCAAUCCCAAUAAAGUUGUUCUUUUGACACCAAAUGUGAAGGAUGAAGCGGUCGAUAAAGGCGGCUUCAGACUGCCGCCUCUGGCGUCUUACUUGGAUGUUUUUGGUGACUUGAUGCGUGAGAAAGGGCUGAUUUGUGAGAACUGCGGGGAAGGUUGUGCUUCCGGACGCUAUGUGUCUGCUAAGCAGGGGGGAUUUGUAAUUUGUGUAAGAUGCUUCAAAAAUGAAAAUUAUGGAGAAAGCAAGACAGCGGAUGGUUUCAAGUUCAGUGAUUCCACAAGUAGUAGUGAUGAUCAUGGAAGUGAUGUCUGGACUGAUGCAGAGACACUACUUCUUCUAGAAACUGUGUUGAAGCAUGGAGAUGAUUGGGAUCUUGUUGCACAAAAUGUUCAAACCAAGAGUAAACUUGAUUGCAUAUUAAGACUCAUACAGAUGCCUUUUGGGGAGCUCAUGUUGGGCUCAACCAAUGGAAAGGGUGGUGCUAGCAAUUCUUCUGGCAACAAUAUCAACAACAGACAAGUUCAGGCCAAUUCAAUUGAUACUCAAGAACCAAUCAAAACAGAGAACCAAUGUCAUGAGAAUAUGGAUGAGACUAGGCAGAUCAGAGAGGAUGAGACCCAAGACCCUCUGUUAAAGCGAAGAUGCAUUGGUUCAUUUGCAGACUCUGGUGGGUCACUGAUGAAACAGGUAGCUCUAUUGGCCACAAUGAUGGGUCCACAUAUUGCAGCUGCUGGAACUAAGGCUGCUAUUGCAGCACUGUGCAAUGAAAAUGAGUAUGCACAGGAGAUGUUUGAGGGUGAGGAGGUUAGUGUCACUAAUUAUUUUGGGUCUCUCACGUCAAAGAAUGAACCAGGCAGGGUCUGUAAGGUUGAUGACAUGGAAAUGGGGGAGAAAUGCAUACAAUCAGAACCACAGGAAACUCCCCAAGAGAAGUUGGUACCUUUAGCUUUGCGAUUUAGAACUGGAAUUGCAGCAGCUCUAGGGACAGCUGCUGCUCAUGCCAAGUUAUUAGCAGAUCAGGAGGAUAGAGAGAUUGAACGCUUAGUGGCAACUAUUAUAGAGAUGCAGAUUAGGAAGAUACACUGCAAAAUCAAACAUUUUGAAGAAUUGGAGCUGAUAAUGGAGAAGGAAUACACCCAUAUAGAGGAGCUAAAGGAGUAUUUCAUUGCAGAGCGGAUCAAUGUCAUAUGUGAAGCACUUAGAGUUGGCAUCUCAAGAUGGAAGGAUCAUACUUCUGUAAAAUCUGUUAUAGGUAGCAUAUUUUGACGAAGCCUUAGUUCCCAUGGGGCCAAAAAAAAAAGGGGGGCCGGGGGUGGGGGAACAAGUUAUGAUAUGAAUCUGUUUCUUCUUUCCAAUAUCAGUGCUAAGUUCAAUCACUA
This is a messenger RNA of Nelumbo nucifera (sacred lotus), 1856 nucleotides long. It is a transcript of the gene SWI3A, whose product is annotated as SWITCH/sucrose nonfermenting 3A. NCBI's taxonomy places the organism in Eukaryota, Viridiplantae, Streptophyta, Magnoliopsida, Proteales, Nelumbonaceae. The record is from RefSeq and is a predicted model, not a curated record. Gene Ontology annotation, molecular function: protein binding.